CGCUGGCUCGUUGGCUCGCUGGCUGUGGUUUGCUUGCCGCUGGCUGCUGGGGGCCGGUACAAAUGACGUGCAGACUGUCACAGCUCCGGCAAGGUGUUGGGAGCCAUCCCUUUUGUGGCGCCACGGACCGCGAACACCAAGCCGCCGUGGCAAGUCGAGGCCAGCCGACAGGAUUCCUCAACCAACACUAUUUCCUGCACCAGAGGAUUGUUGAGGCGAGAGCGGGACGCCAUAUGAAAUACGGACUACGCCGGCCUAAAAUACGGCAAAGCAAUACUCUAAUCCCGGCUGGGGCACGAUGUAUCACCGGUACUCGAUCCAACAACUCUGGGGACUCUUGGGUGCGAAGGUCUCCGGAUGAAACGAAAACCGGUGGCCACGGUGAGCGGCAAUAGUCCGAGGGUGGUGAAAAGUGGGUGGCAUCUGGGGAUUCUCGGCCGACUUGGAGGUUUUGCCUCCGUGAGACACAUGCAAGGAAGGUCUGGAGAAGAACAAAGUCGGGGCCGCCGCCCUACAUUACCUAGACAGAAACACGAAACCGCGCAACGAAGUACGAGCUCCAUCGCCCGGCGUCUCGCUUUGUUUCCAGC
This is a messenger RNA of Ilyonectria robusta, 590 nucleotides long. RefSeq lists its product as uncharacterized. The transcript has 2 exons. The record is from RefSeq and is a predicted model, not a curated record. Bases 63 to 395 code for a protein of 110 amino acids. NCBI's taxonomy places the organism in Eukaryota, Fungi, Ascomycota, Sordariomycetes, Hypocreales, Nectriaceae.